Molecule: messenger RNA, 762 nt
Organism: Cylicostephanus goldi
Lineage: Eukaryota; Metazoa; Nematoda; Chromadorea; Rhabditida; Strongylidae
Source: the annotation of a GenBank genome assembly
UUGCAGUCCGUCAACGUUUUGAAGCCUGCACCAGAUGAAGUCGGUUUGGCUUCGAAGAUCUCUCUUAGAAGACGUUCGUCUCUGGCUGGUGGAACAACAAUGGAUGAAGUCAAGAGCAAUUAUGAGAAAGUCAAGCAAGACGUUUCCGCGCAUUUUUCAUCUCGUGAAACUUUUCUUUUCCAUCGACUCGAAGAAUCCGACGAAUUAGAGACCGGUAUCCGUGAGUUCAUGAGAGCGAUUUAUUUUGUUCUCGAGAGCAAACGGGUGGAUCAGUCAUUUGAGAAACUGGAGUGUCCGCCAUGCCCUGUGUUGCCAGAGGAAGAGAAGUUCCGACUUGGUGUGGAGAAUAAAACAUCUAAAACAUACAGGCGUAAAUGUAUUGGUCGUGCCCGGAAGCAGAACGCCGAUUAUGCUAUGCUCACAGGCCUACCGCAGCUAGCUCUUGACUCAUAUGCAGCAUCUAUGGAUAUGCUUAGGUCUUGCAACGACAUGCUUUGGUUUGCUGGCGCUUGUGAAGGUUGGGCUUGCGCUGCCAUGGCACUCAUCUACGAUAGCUUGGCCUCAAGUGCCGUUAUGUAUCGUGUCGCUAGUAUGACACCUUCGCAAAUGAGAGAUAUUGACCACACGGGACAUCUCUCACUCGGAGCAGCAAUAAGCGCUGCAACGGCGUUUCAGCAUACUUUGGGUGUGUCACUGGGGCAUCAACGACAUCGUUCCGAUGAAAAUACGAGAGUCAUACCUGUUGCUGAUGACGGCAGCGAU